CUUGCAGCUAUCCUAUCCGAAGACCAAAGCCAGGCACUUUGCCCAUAACCAUCCUUAUCGAUCUCUCCUGUGAGAGAAUCUCUCCAUACAGCGGCUUCUGCCCAACAAGCAGCGUGCAAAGAAGCAAGGCCGGCAAGCUGGACUUGCAACAUGGCUCGCCUGAAUGAAUCAACAGCCUCUGUGGAGUCUGUCGAAGCUCUUAAAAGGCGGUUUGUCAGACAGAAUCGCGAACUUGCCAGAGUGAAUUCGAUGCAAUCGCUUCGCAUACGCAGUCUGGAGUCUGAAGUCUCUCAUCUACUUGCCGAAAAUGUCUCCCUGAGAGAGCAAACGAUUACCCUUGGUCAGGAGAUAGAUAGGUAUGAGGCGGCGAAAUUGCUGCAUGACGGAGUAUAUGAUAUCAAAACAAAGCUCGAGAAUAAGUUGGUUGAGCUAAAUAAUCUGGUCAUUGGUCUUGGCGCCUUACCUCGUCAAUUCAGCAAGACAUAUAACGAAAGAUUUGAUAGUGGGGCGCAAAGAGAUUCGGCGCAGUCGAACUGGGACCAAAGGCGCGAGGCAAAUUAUGAACCAAAUUUCGCGCCCGAACAGGAUUGGAGACUUCCUGUUAUUCCGGAAGACCAGGAUUACCCACGGGACGAAUCAGGGUCUUAUGAACUUCUUGUAUCGAUAGACAGCACCGCAGAGACGCCGACGCCGCUAAUAGCCGAGAGUUCAACCACUCAAGCUCAGUUUGAGCAGACCAAUUCACACCUACCAUCGUCGAAUGGUUUUGCGGACUACAAGACAAUCGAAGGCGUUUCAGGAAUCAAUGAUUCCUUUCUUCCCCCGACGCUGGAAACAAGGAAGAAGCGAAAGUACAAUACAACUUCGACAAAUGAACCUUUGCAUGUCAAUUCUGAAUCGAUUCAAUCGUACCUGAGCCCCGAACGUCUCCAAAGUACCAACAUCAAAGAUGAUUUCAGUCCAGAGUACGAGACUGCUGUGACGACUUCGCCAGAAGAUGAUUUCAAAUUCAACCGGCCGACUGCGCUUAGGAAGUGCGAGCGCAGCGAACCAUGCGUUGACCUGGCGGUCAAAGGACCACCAGAGGUAAAGAACGAUCCAAUGGGGAAUGGACAACCCAAGCGCAAGGCGCUCAAGCCAAAGAACCCGAACUUGGAUUUAGUCUCCUCGGGCAGGCUUCGGGCUCCAGCAAAAGGGAAUCACUUUCAACCUUCUGUUGUCGGUGGUGUCAGGAAUGAAGAGUAUGCCUCAAAAUCAACAACAGCAAAUGAAAGUAUUUCUCCUGGACAAAAUACACGAAUGGGGGGGGAUGAUGCCGACGAUUCUGAUGAUCAUGGAGAUGAGAGAAAGCACAAGCCGACCACUACAGAGCCAGGAUGUACGAAAGAAGAACUGAAGCCUUCGUCACCAUUAACUGCUGUGCCAAACGAGGCGUCAACAGCACUGUCGGACGCGCCGUCACGACCCACCCGGCGCCAGAGAGCAGUGGUGAGCUAUGCGGAGCCGAACUUACGAGACAAGAUGCGGCGCUCCAACAAUGAAUUAAUAGCAGCAGUUGGGAAUGGCCAAUCAAGGAGGGUCUCGAAUUCUCAGAUCACGAAAACAGACACGUGUGAUGGAAGUAUUGGACGAGCAAAUUCCCGGGUUAACUCGAGUUCCAUGGACAUGGAUAGUACUGCAGUACCUUUCUCGGAUGGGUCAGCUACACACCAAAUGAAUUCGGUGUCACAGAGAAAACGCAAAAAUUCACCAUCUUUAGAUACUUCGUCAGGGAAGUAUCGUUCUUCUAAUGGGUCAAUCGAUGCUUCACCCGUUGUGAUGAGUCCCAGUUAUGAAAGACAACCCAAAAACAAGAGCAUCAGGGAACUAAAAACAAACAUGGAAGGGCGUUCACGGCAGCCAGAAUUUGGAAACAUCGGUGAUGCAUCAGUGGAACUUGCGGAUGUUUCCAAAACAGCACCACAUACAAAGAAGCAAGCUCGGCGACAUUCCUCAAACCAAAGAUCGUACUCGCGAGAGCCUCCUCCACUUCAACAUAAUAAGGUUGUCUCGGACAAAGAAUCACCAAGCGCUUCGUCACCAUCUUUUUUGGCCAGACUAUCUUCCUCCAGUGAUCCCAUAAUGGAUGAAAUGUCUGCCCCGUCAGAGAUCCAGGCAGAUGUCUCAGAAAGCCUCCAUAACGAGUCAACGUCAUUGGAAAUCGGAACUAGCCAGACUAGGAGGGCACAGCGGGUGUCCGUGAGAAGAAGAAGUAUGAUGCUGUGAGUGAGCAGAUCAGGUUGAUCAGGACACAUUGUAUGUAAGCGAAUUUCUGCGCCAAAGGCCUAUU
Messenger RNA from Aspergillus steynii IBT 23096, 2329 nucleotides. Its product is annotated as shugoshin family protein. Lineage: Eukaryota; Fungi; Ascomycota; Eurotiomycetes; Eurotiales; Aspergillaceae. The record is from RefSeq and is a predicted model, not a curated record. Gene Ontology annotation, biological process: meiotic chromosome segregation. The coding region runs from base 151 to 2265 and encodes 704 amino acids. Gene Ontology annotation, cellular component: nucleus; chromosome, centromeric region. The transcript is spliced from 4 exons.